ACCCUCUAAUGGCAAAUUUUCAAAUGCUUUACUUAUAACCCGCUCGCUCGAAACGCCACUGCCAACUCCGUGUUUCAAUAACUAGACCAUCUAAUCUCAGGCUACUACUAUCAAUGAUUGUUAUAGAUUGUCUUCAUUAUUAAACGCAGAUGGGUUGUAUGUACCUAUGAAGUCUUCGGAUCGCUUUUGAUUUUUCUCUUUUCUCAAGAUUCUUACGUAUAAGCAGCUGUGGAUACUUCUACAGUACACAAAGCACCUUAAUACGGUACAAGAAUUGACUUAGUUUGAAAUCUCAUUGUUAUUUGAGUUGAUGAACUGUUCUAUUCGUGUGAAUUAUCAAUGAACAAGUCUUCAUCAUCUCACAUUCCACUCCCAAUCCAAAGCUUUCUAUUUUCGCAGACAUGUUCGUUUUUGCAGAAACCCUCGGCAAGGGACGGGGUCUGUACUACUUUUGAGAAGGUUUUAGUACAAAAUAUACUACAUGGUCGAUCAAUAGUUCUGUGCGAGGCUAUACACUCAAUAAGCAGAUGGAAAUUUGUGAAGGCUGCAUUGCCUCAUGUACUUCAUUGUGGUGCUAUAAUGCUUCGAGAAAAGUUACGGGACAAAUCUGAUGCAGACCUACCUCAUCAAAAACAUGCAUUAAACAGUUGCGGAUUGUCUCAUGAUCGAACACGACUGAAUUUCAGUCAGACAGAAACAAAGUUGCUCUACACACUUCACUGGAUUCUAUUAGAUGCCGCUUCAGAGUGUGAGGAUGCAGAAAUAGAGGCUUCUAAUCAUCCAGCUUCCAUACCCAAACAUUCAACUGAUCGUUAUGUUCACGACUUGGCGUCACUUCAGUUAUUCAUUUAUUUAUAUGCUCCAAUUAUUGAGCAACUUAAGCCAACCGAUUUCGAUACUCUCAAGUUAGAAGCAGGAUUACGCUUAUGGAUUCCAUUAAUGGAAUAUUGUCAACCAAAUCGUGGGACAUUAUCAUCACCUGUUAAAUUUUUUACUCAUGAUUCAAAUAUACUAUCUCGGCCAGUUGUAACAAAUAUAGAUGGAAUAGAAAGUCCUAAAACGUCAUCCAUUUUAAACGAUUAUAUUAAGAGGAAAUCUUCGAGUUUGGAAACUUCUGAAGAAAUACCUUCGGAUGUUCAUACUGUUAAUAUAUCGGAUAAGGGUUCCGAAAUCAAUCAUAAAUUACCAUUAGCUGUGAAAUCAUUCGAGUUCUUAGUUGACAGUGCUUCCAUCCCCCAUGUUGAAGCCAAUUCAGACGAGUCAGUAAGCAGUGCAAUAAAUAUUCCAGAUAACUAUCAGCCUUCACUGACUCAUGCGCAUAACUCAACUGGGCAUAUCUUAUAUUUACAACCCCCCAAAGCUACACCUGAAUACCUGGAUGAUGAGGAAGAAUUCAGCGAAAAAUCCAUUUCAGAAGCUGCAGUCACAGGAACGACGGCUACAGCGGCAGUUGUGCCAGAUGUCUUUCCACCAAAGCAAGAACAAGAACAUGUAGCUCCAGGAUUCGAACGCAUUCAAAAAUUUUUAAAUUCAUUCACGGAUCCGUAUAAACAAUUAUCUGAAAAGUUAAAAUAUUCUGUGGCCGACAGUGAAUUCAUUCAACCAUCUGUUGGAACUUAUUGUAUGUUUGCUACACAUUGUGACCUGGCUGUAAUACGGUGCUUAUUCUGUCCUGAAUGGUGUGAAUCCGGUAUCUACUGGUCGCUAUGCUAUUUAUUCAAUCGUUUAUUGCAAAUACGCUCAGAAUGGAUCAAAAUUAAACCGAAUAACCGUAAAUUACUAAGGUUACGCAGAGGCAAUCUUCCGCCUGAACACUUGUUUAAAUGGAUACCAGGAUUGUGGUCAGCAGCAUCGUCACAUCAAGCAAGGAUAAAUCAUAUCACUGGAGAAAUGGUGAAGGAAAUUCGGAGUCUAUCAUUACCUAAUAUAUCGUCAAGGUGUAUGUCAAGUAUUUGUCAGCAUAAUCCAACUGAACAGUGCAACAGAGAAUUUGAACAAGACAGUAAAAACAAUGACUUAACUCAACAUAAGCAUACGAAACAACAGGAAGAACUUUGUGAAGCUCAGUCGAACAGUACCAGUAACUUCAUCCAGUCAUACUCUGGGAACAGUGGUACCCCUUCCUCGAUCAAACAUUCCACUAUAUCAAGUCAUUUGGAUGAAUCGUUAAAUCGGAAAGGUAUAUCUUGCAUAGUUGGAUCAUCUUCAUCUUUAUUGAAUAUUGAUAAGUCUGAAUCUAACCUUAUGAAAUUAGAAUGCCCAAAAGAUAGAGAGCAACAACAAUGGCAGCCACAGCAACUUAAUACUAGUCCUUUGCUAACCGAUAUUGGUCUCAGUGAUUCAUCAUUUACGCUCCCACUGCCCAUUGUUAACUUUGGAGGUCAGCAACAGCAAAAUCAACAGCAGCAACCCGCCUGGAGAGGUUCUAAACGUUCAAGAAUUACUGAUAUUAAGGAACGUUUUACUCGGGCGUCAAAGUUCAAAUCUGGGGAUGCAAGUAUGAAAUUUCAACCUUUAUCUUCUAUUGAAGCACCAGGCAUGACUAGCAUAAACAACCUGAUCGAAUGUGAUCAGCCGUCGGUAAUGACUGGGGAAAAACAAGUCUCCUACACGCCGACAAAACGAUCGGCUCAAACAGGAAGUGAAAAGCUACGGCUAGCGCCAAAUGAAAAACCGUUUCAAGGACUCGACACGACAAGUAAUGAUUCUGAAGCUAAUAAACGUGAUCCACCUGUUUCGUGCAAUGCUUCUUCCCUUCAUAGUGGACUUAAACUUGGUUUACCACCUUGUACACCUUCAAUAGCAGUGGCUAUUAAGCCAGUUGAUAACACAGAUACAGUUUCGAAUGAUGAACAGUUAUUUGCUAAGACACUUCCUCGCAGUCUUACUGAUUCAGAUAUAAUAUAUCAUAGCUCAGAGAAGGUAGAUGAAGUUCCAGGAGCUGCAUACUACAUUACACCUAAUGGUCAUUUAGAUUAUUCUGUUAUUUUGAGAAGUCUUUAUUGGUGUAGCACAGUACACACAUCAAGUCGUGUUUGUUUCAAUUUGGUUUGCUGUUUGAGUGCUUUAUUUGAUUUGGGAAUCUUCGACAUGAAGCCCGGAGCCUGCUCGUUAAAAAAUGUUUCUUUUGAAAAACCUGGUCAUCUCAGACGAUUUCGAAAAAAAAAUCAAUGUGAGAGAAAUAAGUGUUCGAAAUCCUUUAAGACACCUAUUCUCAAUAAACUUGUGGCAAGAGAAAGUCACACCAACCCAAAUUUCAACAAUCGAGGUGGAUAUGAUAGCUCAAACUUACAUUCAGGCAGUAGAGUGAGACUACAUGAUCAGAGUGUAGGAUUUUCUUCCUCAAACUUAAGUUCGUCUAGAGUUUCUGUCGGAAUUUGCAGCGAGUCUUAUGGAAGUGAAAAUGGGGAUGAUGGAGACGCUGAUGUAGGAUCAAAAAGGCAAUUUUCUAAUAGAGCUGAUAACGAAUCACUGAUAAGCGAAGACGGCAUCGCGGCUUCUGUUUGCACAAAAAACUUCAGCCCACUUGGGAGUCCUCAAUCAUCUAUAGAUCUCGAAAAAGAUCCUUGUUCAAUGCCACGUUGGAUAAAAUCGUCAGGAAAUAUUCAAUCUAGGCUGCGUAAUAACGAAAAAUUAGUGUCUAAAAGUGCAUAUCGAUUCAAGUCUCGUGCUCAACAGAAACGAGGAAUGAGCUGUGAUAUCUCUAAUCAUCUGGUCCGUACGCAUUUUACUUUAGCAGCUGAAAUGUUGAUAAGAAUUAUUCGUUCAGUUGGAUGUAGACAUGGGCACAAUAAUUCAUCGAAUUUCACAAAUUCCCAUCAACAAGAGCAGCACGAAAACUCUGUAGAUCCAAGCAACCAUUUCCGGUCACUUGCACAUGACUGUCUUAUUUAUCUACACCGAUUAAAUCCUAAUUUGUUUAAACGUGUGAUAAUACGAAUUGUAUCUUCAAGUACUGUUGCCGAUUUAGUUGAAAUACUUCAUUCAUUCACCGGGUUUUGUUUAGAUCCAGUCACACGUUGUUAUGAACGUUCAGAUCAAAACAGAAAAUCUUAUUUAAAUUAUGGAAAUAGUUUUGGGCAGAAUGAUACUGGCCAAGAUACACGUGGAGCUGAAGGUUUGAUUGUAUCUUAUUUGUUCGGCCCUUUUGUCCGGCGCUUAGUCAGGUGCAGACGUGAACUGAGCAGUCAAGAGAAUGUUUCUUUAUUUUCUGACAUACGACAACUAUUCACAUAUAUUCGUGAAAUUCACGGCAGUACAUUUCGGAAAAACAUGUUAGUUGCUUUACUGUGUCCAGUACAGAGAAUAUGUGAGAUUACUACUCCUAAACCUUCAACUCCAUUGCCGAGAAUGUCAGCAAGAAACUCUAUGUGGCUUGUGCCUCGUCACGACAAAAGGCGUUCAACUUUCAAUGUGUUUAUUGAUCCUUUGGCAGAAACAGAAAGCUAUUCAAGUGGUCACAGGGAAAGUUCAUUGUACAAUGUGUUAUGUAGACCGUCGACUGCAGGAAGAAGUGUAAGAAUACAUAGUAAUGGAAGUUCAUCAAUAAUAGCAGCGUCAUUCGAAAAUGAAUAUCCUAGCCGAUCUAAGUCAGAAUGUCCUUCCACUGAUCAGUCAACAGGUCAAAUGAUAAUUGAACACCGGUGGAUUAAUUUAUCAGCGCUGAAAGAAGGUCUAUUUGAUUUUGCUUUCCUGUUAGACUGUUGUGAACCAGGUUUAAUACCAGAACCACAACUUAUUGCAGCUCUGUUUGACUUAGAUGCUCCUGUGCUAGCGCGGGCCUGCCUACUGCUAGAAUGUGCCUUUUUAGUCCACCGUUGUAAUCGAGGCGAAUGGGCUGGAUGGAUGAAAUUCAAUCUACCCAGUUCAUUUCGAUCAAGCGCUGGAUUCAUUAGUAGUAAUACUACUAAUAGCAACAAUAAUCUUUCACAAGCAAACGAAAAUAAUAAUAACAAUAUUCAUCCGGUGGAUAUAUCGGAAAUCAAACGUGUAGCUGGCUACCUAUUCUAUGCUUGGGGUGAAGCAUUGGGUCAUAGGUUGCAGUAUUUUACGUCAAUAAUGUCUUCGUCUAAUUCAUCCAUUAUUACAAAUUUGGAUUCGACUGGUGAUAAAGUUUAUGGAAGUGAUAAAAGCAAAGACGUAAACUGUCGAUCAAAUGUCGAAAUGGAACAAAACUUUUUGGAUGAUGCGUCAGUUAAUCCAACUGGAGAAAGUUGCCCGUAUGCUUUACUAACUGUCGGUGUUCAAUUGUUGUUUGAGAUAACAACUUAUCUUAGAGAAACACACCAACGUUUACCACAAGACAAUCCAAACUACGAUGGGAAAUGUGGUCAAUCAACACAACAUUCAUCCAGAAACUCGGUAAUCAAACGUUCAUUAACACGUGAAGCAAGCGGUGAUAAGAAAACUGAUACGUUUAAACACACCUAUUCUUCAGGUAGCAGUGGAGCAUCCUUUAAAGGUGCUAAAAGACGUCUCAGUAUAUUAAUGCCGAUAUUUGGAAGUGCAGGUAACAACAGCCCUGAAGAUGGUAUUGCAAACGAUAUAGAAAAACAUUCAUCUUCCACUGUAAAACCUGUAAUAACCACCAGUACAGAUAAAUCUUUCAGUGGACGUCGGGGCACUUCAUCCAGACGUAUCAGUUUCGCCGUAAUGGACGAUUCUAAGGAUAUAACUGAUUCUACAAAUGCAAGUGCGAACUAUCUUGAUCAAUCAUUAGAAGCAAAUGAAUCGCAACAUCGUUUAUCAGUGAGCAAAGGCCAUCUUCAGAAACAUCGAGGUUCUGGGAGUUUUAGAUAUUUUACUCCUCACGGAUCCGAUUUAUCUAAUGUGUUUGAACAACGCCCUAGUCUUAUGGGGCAAAUGAAUCGAACUAGUAGCGGUGAUAUCUGUACUGACGUUUUUGACGAUUCAACCGAUAAUCCUGGAACUCCAGUUUCUGAGGAUGAUAAUCAAGACGUUUAUCAUGAAGAACAAAAUUUGCUGCAAAUGAAUCAUGUCAAUAAAAGUCUAAUUCACUCGAAUCCCUUACGUUUAAAACCAAGACAAGGUCAUCAUUCCAGAUACGAUGAAACGAUCAAGUCCCAUACAUCUGUACGACGAUCUGUAUCAGCUGCCCUUUCUGCGAAGAAGUCUUUGAAAUCUAAUACAAUCCAUCAUGCCUUAGCUUUUGGGGAUAAUGAGACUUAUCAUGUGGAUGAUUACACAUCUCAUAUGCCGUGGGUUGAUGCUGUUAUAGAAUUUGCAAAUUAUACCAGUUUUGAUUGUGAUCAUCAAAAUUCAUGUGCUUCAAAUUGCUUUGAAUAUCAACAGCACCAAUGCCGAAAUUUGUUAAAUGCAAUGAAACAGGUGUAUGAAUCAGAAACUGAGAGUAAAUUUGUUAUAUCUGUUGAUCGUCAGUAUUUAUAUUCUCUAAGUACUGUUAGUAAUACGCCUACCGCUACAAAUACAAGUGCAACACUUAAUCGUGGUUUAAAUGUAACUUGUGAUACAGGUACAACUUCACCAGCAUCGUCUAAUGUAAUUCGCCAACAUAGACCAAAUGAUUCACGCUCAGAAAACUCUUCCGAUCAAGAUUCCUCACAUUUAGACUCUACUGACGAUUUAUCCGAUUCAGAUGUCACACAUCAACAACAAGUUAAUCCAGGACAUGUAAAGCAUAAAAUUAGCACACUAAAAAGUCUAUCAAAUAUUGUUCAAUCUAACGACAGUUUAACUGGUUUAAGCAAAUCAGCUGAUAACGAUCUUGAUGUCAAUAAUUUUCUAUUAAUGCAACAGGGUGCACUGGCAGCAGGUAGCGGUAGUGACUUUUGGAAAGCCAGAUCAAAACUGUUUAUAAAAUCUGCAAAAAGAAAAGAAUCUAAUAUAUUUGGACCAAGUUCAAGCCGUGAAAACAUGAAUCUACUGACCAAGAUUCGAAUGAAAUCAUUUAACCGUUCAAUCAAUCCAAGCUCGUUUGAGAAUGAUACACCGGGUUUGACAGGAUUAAUUAACCUGAGUAUGUUGGCUGGAGCAGGUGCGGGUUUGCUGAAGAGUUCUCGCCAAAGUAUAAGUCUGAAUCCACCACUGCUUGGGAUUGAGGCUGACGAAGCAAGUGAAACUUUACCAGGUUUUGAAGAUGAUGAUGGUGUUAAAAGUCAGAUUAGGAAACCUGUUAGAUUUCGUAAACAUCAUUUAGGUGAAUUACCUAUUCAGUGUUAUUUGGAUACUCAUGUAAAAAAUCUUUGUAGCAGUGGUUUCAAUCUUUUGAAUAAAGCAGCUUUACUACUUACAAAUAAUCAACUAGCAAAGAUGCUUCCGUUGGCUUGGGAGUUGCUGCUAGAAACGGAUACAGAAUUGUCAUCAAGUGCAGCAUGUUUCAUACUUUUCUGUGGUGUACGUUGCCCUCAAAUCGUUCAAGAAAUGAUUCUAGACGAAAUGCGACAUGAGAAACCUUCUCAGAGAUUUAAUGCUAUUCUACGAUUUAGAACUUUGUGGUGUCAUCGUUUUCAUGUUUGGUCGCGACUUGAAGAAAAUGCACCUAGUCAAUUAAGAGUACCUCCAUCUUUUAUUGAAUUUGUUUUGCCUUCACCUACACUCGGUUAUCCUGGAUUCGAGGCACCAGAUCCUGUUUGGCAGAUUCGUAAAGGAACAUCGGCUGAAGAGGUUCAGCUAAAACAAAACGAGGCUACGAAAACAUUUGUAACAGCUUCAACAUCUAGGCGUAAACAGCAACAGGAACUUUUGGCUCGUGCAAUAGCAACAGAAACCAUGCGAAGAAAAGAGGCCAGACAGUCUUUUCAUUUAACAACAUGCCCAGUUCUGGAACGUGCAACCAUUGAACCAGCUUUCAGCAAAGAACACAGGGAUGAAGGCAACAUUGAUGAUAAUAUCGCAAAUUCUGCAGGAUUUAAUAGUGGAGCAGGUGGUGGACAAAUAGGAGUAUCCAAUUCAACACAAGAUGAAUAUACUGCUGCUGUUCGGAGACUAAGUCUUGCACCAAUUAAUCGUACAGUUCUCAAUCAAGCUCGCAAUUUAUCGUGGCGUCAGAGCUCAAUACCUUGGUUACGGAACAGUGUUAUAGCCCAUGACGAUGAAGACCGUUGGUUAAGUGGAUCUCAUUCUUUAUUCCCAUCACAACCAUUGCAACAAGCUCAGUUGGUCUUCCCAUCUGCUCUAUGCUCUGCAUCAGUUUUACUGAUUAAUCUUUUAGAUGAUACGGCGAUAAAUGAGCAUGGAACAGCAGUAAAUACAAUAGCUGAAUAUGUGAUAUUUAAUUGUUUGCUAGAAGAUACACCAUUAUUUUUACGCUUUAUAUUCGAGCGUCUCACACGCAUAAAAAAUAAAGAUGAACUUAUAUUUAUUUUACGUAAAAUGAUUCAACGGUUACCUGAAUUACCAAUGCAGACAGCACAUGCUCUGUUCAAUAACUUAGUCGGUUAUAUUAUGUUUCAUAUUCGUACACCAAGUUUCAAUGCACCUCAGUCAAUUGCCAGUGCGUUAUCAGUUCUUCAUUUGAUUAUUCCAUACGUUCAAAAUAUCUACUUUAAGGAUUUGAAACAGACAAUGAGAAGAGAACAAAUCGAUUCUACACUUUUACUAACAGCUAACUUACCUUGUGCUAAACAAUUCAACGUGUUUGAUAAUAGUAUUGGUGUCGCUCAACUAGUUCGUUUACAAGACGAAAACAAGGACUAUCAGUUUGAAGACAUUCUGAAAGAUGUUCUGUCGGCGAGUGACAUACUCGAAGAUGAAAGAAGUUCUUACUACCUUUGUGACGAACGUUCUAAUAUUAUACGAAACUCUUCCCAUUACAUUCGUGAUUUCUAUUCAUUCAAACGUAAUCAUACUCCUAAAUUACGCUUGCGUCAGUAUGACAAGAAACACGGCAUGUAUCUACUGCAACAAAAUGCUCUCAGUCUGAAAUUUCAAGAAAUUGGUAAAGUAUCAUUUACGCUGUCAGUACUUCGAUGUACGCCAACUGCACAGAUUCCCAAUCACGUUUUUUUCUUACAUGAAGAGUUAACUAAACUACCAUCAUUUCCACGUAAAGCAUUAGAAUCCGACUUCAAUCUUUACGACUGGCCUACAUAUGGGCGUCCACUAUUUGCAUUAGAUACAAUACACAAGUUAUCUUGGUGUCAUUUAAUAUCCAGUUUAUUCAUGAUGAUGCCUAAAACGUAUCCAUGGUCAUCGGAUUUACAAAUAUUUUUGAAUGUAUACAAUGGUACACUGAUAUUACAUGCAGAAGACUCAUCAGUUUUACGACAGUGUCUAGCAUUCUUCAUACAGUGCUGUUAUCAAUUCAAAACAGUAUUUGCAACCACAGGCUACUCUGGUAUUGUACCGACAUUGGUACGUGUUUAUAACCAAAAUACACAUAAUCCAGUACUUACACAAGCUAUUGAAUUUACAUUUAGACAAUUUUAUGUAAUGCAUAGAACACCAUUUAUAUUACAACUGCUAGGAUGCAUCGCCAAUUAUGUAACGACUAAUAAUGAAAUAAUUGGUGUGGGAGAUGAAUUUUACCGAAUUCAACCAGGGGCUGUAUACAGAUUAUUACGUGUUAUAAGCCGUCCUUUAGAUGAUAACCUUCGUAUUUUGGAGUUAUGUAAUAUUCAGAAGCCGUUGGAAGCUUUGGAUUUUUGUUAUGACGAUGAAGAGGCUAACUGGUCUAUUUUGGAAGUAAUCAAUCUCUGUGUAGCUGUCAUAGUCUAUGCUCCUGAUUCAUAUAGAUCCAGGCAAAUGUUGAUUAUUCUCCAAGCUCUAGUGCCACUAAUUCUUAAAGACUUGCCAUACAUAUGUGCAGAAGAAGGCAAUGGUACUGAUCCAAAAAAGGCAGAGUUAACAGCUAUUCAGAAAAUUUCAAUAGCAAUGCGUCAGCUUACUUCAACAGCCGAGUUCAUGAGCAGAAGAAUUGAAGACAUUCGUCAACUGAAUUACCUUGCUCCAGGUGGUCCAACUGAAUGUCGUAAGGAAACACCUGGUCUCUUGUUGACUGGAGUAGCCACCAGGCUAGUAAAUUAUGAGGCUGCAAAGAGUAACUUCAAGUCAUUAGAUAAAACAAAAUAUAACGAAACAGCUGAGAAAACAACAAGAAGUGGAUUAUGUAGUGAAAUCAACAAUUUGUCUGUAAAUAAAGGUUUUCCUCUAUCAGUAAGUUCAAAUACAUCACGUGAAAGGGAGAUUCAGUCGAAUCAAAUGCUGAGAAAUCCUGCUGCAGUAACAAGUGGUCAUCACCGUCCGACAGCUUAUGAACCCAGAGAAGCAGUUUUACAGUUGGCUUGCGAAUUUUUAUCUACCUGUUCCGGGCGUCUUUUGGAAAUGGAAGAAAAACAACGUAUAUCUGAUCUUUUAGACGCUAAAUCACACAUGCGAUUAGCCGAUAUAGCUCAAUUCAUGCUGAAACAAGUUUCUAACAGCCCAGAUUUCCUAGUUAGUUCAGCUUUACAACGUUAUUUUCUGGAAGUGCUGCCAGUUAUCGAUUGGAGCCAUGAAUCACUGAGAUCAUGUAAAGCAUUGGAAUGUCUUUUAGGUCGACUGAAUAGGACGCUACCAAAGAUGCUUGAAUUCGCCAUUAGAUCCAAGACGACUCAUCAUUGGGAUGAAUUUGUGAAGUUGAUUCGAUCAGUUUAUUAUAUACUGAAAAGGAAUCGAUCUGUAGCACAUAUGAAAGAAAUUCGCGUUUUAGCUGAAAUUUUAAAGAAAGCUGUCGUUUUUGACAUAUCUAGAUAUUUAUCUAGCUUUCCUAAAUCACGUCUAGAUAUUCAACCUAAUCAUGCGACUAGUCAUCAUGGUAGACCAAGCUUUGGAGAAGUUUUGUUCGGAAUUACAUCACAAGAAUCAAGCAGUAUAAGUGCUUCUGUAGGAGUUCCAAAACAAUCCAACAAAAUGAAACACAUUCCUUUAAAUGGCGAUGCCGGAUCGUAUUGUUCACCUAGACACAGCAAUCAAGAAAAUUGGCCUGAAACUGACCUUGACGAGAGUGAUAAAUAUCCCUACCAGUUCACUACUGAAGUGAUUCGUCUGUUAUCCCUUUUCUUACAGAUUUUAGGACCCCACUGCAGUUUAAAAGAUUUAUGUGAACGAAUUUCACCAGAGUACAACAUUCGUUUUCCAACAUUACGUGAAGGUGGAUUUCAGACGCUUGUAAUUUACUUAAACAAUCUAAUACUACCAAUGUUAUUUCGAGGUUGUGCUGGACGCAAAGACUCACCAACUCUUUCAAGAGACAAUGUUUUCUAUGCACUGGAUGUAUGUAUAACGGCCUUGUUUGCAACAGAUUAUUCAUCGAAUACUGAUGGACAAAGAUCUAUAUACAAUUUGACCACCAUAAGUAACUCAACUCAACAACAGCAACAAACAUGUGAAUCGAGUCAAUCAGGACCCCUGUCUGGUAAAUUAAAGGAUAAAAGUAAUAAAAGUCAAACUACAGGAUUUGAACUACGCACAAAUCCAAGUAUAUCACUUAAUAGACAAGCAACUGGAUCCAUUGCACAAGACAAUAUUUCCACUAUUACCACUUCAAAUAAUAACUCUGCUUCAAUAAAGCUAGUUAAUUUAUCAAAUUUAUCAACAGACUGCGAAGGUGGCUCGUAUGCCAGUUUAAUACGUUUACUUAGUCCAUCGUUGGUUAAAAUCCUGCCAGAUGAAAGCGGACCUUUGACUACUUCAGUACAAAUUACCAUUUCAAAUAAGUGUCAAGGAAAACAAGAUAGUUUUCAGUUAAAAUCACGUCCUUCUGUAAUACCGAAUUUAAACAAAACAAGUAUAUUAACUCAGAAAAGUCGUCCACAAGCAUAUUAUUCUAAACUUUUAGAUCCAACUUCAAUUAAUCUUGGGUUUCCCAUAGAUAAAAUUAAAAGUUUUAAGGCUGAGUUUGCGCACCGGCUUGGAUUUUUGGGUUUGAAAUUAAUUCUUGUGGCGUAUACGCGUCAUGCGGCUGUUCGAAUGAAACUGCUAGUAGCUGCAUUAACACAAUUAGCUUUGAAUGGUCAAAAUGGUAUCCAGCUGUGGAAAUUUUUCGAUUUCUUAGUUACUUAUAGACCACCACUAUUUGUACACUUACUGCCAUUUAUUCGAUUCAAAAUGGCUCUACUUCAGUGUGCAAGUCAAGGGGAACAAGCGUAUCAACAAAUUGUUAAUCAAAAAUUAAUUGGAUUACAUUUACCUAUCCCACAAACAGUCGCUUCAAUUUUAAGAAGUUUGUCGAAUGAACUGCAAAUUAUCAACUCUGAUAUAAAAGCGUUUAGUAAACGAAUUUACAACGAAAUAACUUCUCCUAGAACGUCAGGUUUACAUGAUUCAUUGCGUCGUUUACGUUCAUCAGAUAAUACAAGUUCCGUUUCCGCUCGUAGUAACAAGCAUACUAAAUUAACUAAAGUUGUAUCGAAAAAUACAAAUGAAUAUACACAUAAGUCUUCUCACAAAGUGUCCUCAAAAGAUCAAGUAAAUCAGAAACUACAAUCACAUGUUCUGGCUUCAGUUACAUCGAACUCUACAUGUAGUGUAGAUUACCGUGAUGAAAAUAUCAUUGGAAUAUCAAAUUUGGACAGGCAUUUACUUGGAAGAAAAAGCCUCAAUCAGGAGUUUAGACAAACUACUGGAGUACGAGAUCCUCGAAAACGUAUCCAUGCACAUGAGGGCAGUUGUCUCCUAGUGAGAACUAGAGAUUAUGGUCAAGCGGAUCCAAUUUUAACUGGUAAGUGUGGUAUUUAAAAUCCAAGAGUUCCGCCUAUUUCGUUCUUGCCAAAAUACGGAUUUUUAUUUGUAAUUUCUAGGUGUCAGUAUUCCUCUUUGAUAAUAGAUGCAAUCACAAUAUCAAACAGUGCCAUUAAUUGUAUAAUCACCUAAUUCUUUUUCAAGUUAUAAGGUACAUGCAGCAAGAAUAACAUAAUUGCCCAAUCUCCCAAUUUUAGGGAUAAUUUGACCAAUUUUGGGGAAGCCGUCAUAGUAAAGUUUGGGGAAAUUUUGGCGAAGAACGUAAAAUUUCCCGACUACGAGGUUUUCCCCAAAGCUAAUUAGCUCACUACUUAUGUCUUGGAUUCAGUUAUAAAACCUAUCAAGGACAAAUAACCCUGUAGAAUCUACAAGUAGUUUGAUGCAACUUUCUUGUUAAAAUCAUAAAAUGACUGACUACAGUAGAUGAAUUUAAGGUGCCACAUUAGUAACGGUUAGAAACGUUACUCUUGAUUGUUGAUAGAUCUUCGAUACAGAAGAUCUAUAAUUUAACUUGUGUGUUACAGGAACACCCAACAUAUAAGACACAUCCAAUAUUAGGCAAUAAUGAGACAUAUGGCUUCUGCAGAAAGUCUAGUAAGAAAAAGCCAAAAAACAGGACAUAAAAGGAUUAGAACUCAGGAGACAAAGCUGACUGGGAAUGCUCAGAUGUAUAAAAAUCUUCGUACGGAUACUUUGCAAGCCAGACUAUCUAAUGAUUCAAAUGCAGAUAAUCAAAGUGAAAAUUCACUAGUUAGUGAAGGGUUAAUAACACCAGUUGGACCAGCAGCAGCUGCCGCAAUCGCCUCAUCACUUUAUGGAUCUGGUGAGAUAAUUUUUAUGAACUCAUUCAAUGUAAUAAGUUUUAGAUGUACAAAAUUAAUCAAGUCAAGAAAGAAAUGAAUAGUAUUUGAUCAGUACCUUGUGAAACUAAAAUACUUGUUAUGUACUUGGACAGAACGAGUAAAGUGGUAAAUAAUUCUAUAAGCAUUCAGAAGCAAAUUUGACACAUGAACAGCCGAUUAACGGUGGUCUUAUUACCAUCUGUCAGUCGAAUAUAUGAUUUUAGAUAUCUUAAAGAAUUUUCUCAGUAGUACUUGGUAUGCGCUAGCCGUGGUCCUGACAAAAUUUGCUGAAAGGCUCUUUCGAUUAUUAUAUGAAAAUAACAGUUCGAUUAUUUGUAUUUCAUUAAUGCUGUACAACACAAGUGUUGAUAUGGCUAGCAUUAGCUAAUCUAGUAAGUGUUUUAACGAAAGUGC
Molecule: messenger RNA, 13955 nt
Organism: Schistosoma bovis
Lineage: Eukaryota; Metazoa; Platyhelminthes; Trematoda; Strigeidida; Schistosomatidae
Source: the annotation of a GenBank genome assembly